AUGAGUACCGACCCGGACGUUACCAAGAGUCUUGCGAGAGGUGGAUUAGCACCCAAGGACAUUGACUAUGUGAUCUACUCGCAUGUACAUUGGGAUCAUAUUGGUGAACCUCGAGAUUUCUCCACAUCGACCUUUGUCGUCGGCCAUGGCUCACUUGCUUUGCUACGUGGCACUUCACCGUCUCUGCGCGGUGGUCAUUCCUUUUUCGAACAUGAUCUCUUGCCAGAGGAGCGGACGAUUGAACUAUCAGAACCUUCGGCACGCAUGUUGAAAAAGCACGAUUCAUGCAUGGCAGCAGGGGACAUCAACUUCGGAGGCUCCUGGCAGCCACAUGGAAACCUUCCUCAGGUUCUGGAUCUCUUCGGAGAUGGUUCACUUCUUGUCGUCAAUGCACCCGGUCAUCUGCCAGGCCAUAUCAAUCUUCUCGCACGAACUUCCCCUGAUCAUCAAAUCUACAUGGGUGGUGAUGCCUGCCACGAUAGACGACUCCUGACUGGCGAAAAAACAAUUGGAGAAUGGAACGAUGCUCAUGGACAUGUCUGUUGUAUACACGCCGACAGAAAGCAAGCUGAGAUUACGAUUGAAAGGAUCAGAACUCUGGAAAAAGAGGGCGUGGAAGUCAUCUUUGCACACGACAUCGAGUGGGAAAGCGACCCGAAGAAUAAGACCCGAUUUUUCGGCACGCAGGAAGGCAUGGAUGACUAG
Molecule: messenger RNA, 705 nt
Organism: Alternaria postmessia
Lineage: Eukaryota; Fungi; Ascomycota; Dothideomycetes; Pleosporales; Pleosporaceae
Exons: 2
Coding region: 1-705 (234 amino acids)
Source: RefSeq, a predicted model, not a curated record